Molecule: messenger RNA, 2020 nt
Organism: Pisolithus orientalis
Lineage: Eukaryota; Fungi; Basidiomycota; Agaricomycetes; Boletales; Pisolithaceae
Product: NicO-domain-containing protein
Exons: 12
Coding region: 279-1688 (469 amino acids)
Biological process (GO): nickel cation transmembrane transport
Cellular component (GO): plasma membrane
Molecular function (GO): nickel cation transmembrane transporter activity
Source: RefSeq, a predicted model, not a curated record
CAGCGCCAGCAUCUUGACAGACCCUCAUGCAACUUCACGCCUUCCCAGCCUAGAGUGAAUCAUUGGAGACGAUCGAUGAAGAUGAAGCGCUGAGGGGGGUUGAAGUAAAAGCCAUAAAGUUUGGACUUGGCGAGGAAUGAAAAUAUGUAAUCUUCAUGGUUAGGAGUCCAGCCAAGGCCUUAUCAUGCCUUAUCACAGGGUGAUAUCUACGCAGAUAGACGUUCAACUGUCAGGCCUUCAGGGGUACUCAUUCUCUCCCGAAGAUCUGAUUGUGGAGGAUGAUGUGGGUGCGGAACUGGUACAAAGUUGCAAUGGGCAGAGUGACCAGACUGUCCAAAUUGCUCUUUCCCCUCACAGUGUUCGGGCGUUCCUUCGUCUUGAUCUCGCUUUUGCUGCUAGUCAAUGGAGUGUGCUGGGGUGUAGCGGCACAGUGGCAUUCAUUGCUCGGUCUUUCCGUGUUAGCAUGGACGAUUGGACUCAGACACGCGUUGGAUGCUGAUCACAUUAGUGCCAUUGACAAUGCUACUCGUACGCUUAUCAGCCACGGGCAGCUUCCAGUAACAUGUGGUUUCUUUUUCUCCCUCGGGCACAGUACCAUUGUGAUUGCGGCAAACCUGGCCAUAGUCGUUAGCAUCAGCGCGUACAAUAAGUUAAAUGCCUUUAAUAAUCUCGCUUCAGUCAUCGGCACUGCCAUAAGCGCCUCAUUCUUAUUCAUCGUGGGCCUUGGGAACUCCAUUAUACUAUGGAGAAUAAUACGUCAGCGCCGAGUCAAGCACACGGAUGGGAAAGAUGCAGCGACGGGUGCGGACUCACAAACUCAGAAUACCUUAAUGAUGCGGGUACUCGGGCCCCUUGUUAACUUCGUCAAUCGUCCUUGGAAAAUGUACCCCGUUGGAGUUUUGUUUGGAUUAGGAUUCGACACGGCAUCUUCGAUCGCUUUGCUCGCCCUGUCGGCCCUUGCGCAACAGAAUGGCGGAGAUAAUAGAAUACGACCAUCCCAGGUCUUGGUGUUACCUCUGCUAUUCACGGGCGGCAUGACAUUGGUAGAUUCCUUGAACUCGGUCAUGAUGCUUUACUCGUACUCUGGUUUCGCGGAACAUUCGUGGAAGAUCUUCGAGCGCACUAUACCGGCAAAUGCAGUGGAUGACGGUGGUGUGUCCAGCGGACCCGAUGUAGACAUGAAUGGCAUGCUUGGCCAAACGCAGCCAGAGCGGACCACCCAUUUGGCCCAACAGCAGGGGACUCCUGCCAAUCCAAUUGCAGGGGUGUUUGGGGGCGCCGAAGAUGACGGCAACAAUGUCGCAAGAAAAGAUGAUCGUGUUACUCGCGCCAAGCGACAUACCAUGUCAAACCUCAGUGUUUUGUUAACGAGCAUGAGCAUUCUUCUCGCAUUCAGCAUUGCCCUCAUUGAGGUCAUGGGCUUAAUUGGCCAGGAGUGUGCAAGGUGUCGACAGGCCGCAUCGGCUGCGGAUGGGGGAGGACUGGCCGGGAAGUGGUGGCGGGCAUGGCAACGAGCGAAUGACAACUCUGGGUAUAUAGGCGCGGCAGUGGCGGGGGCUUUCCUCCUUAUCGUGAUUGGCUGGUUUGGAGUCAGACGAAUAAUCAAAGCCCGACGGAUAUUUUCGGGAGCGAGCGAGGGGUGCGCAAGGAGAAGAGCAUGUGAGGGCAAUACGGAUACCCGAGUCUAAACAGAAGGUUAGCGGGUGAAACUCAUGUACAACAGAAUAUCGCGCGUUGUCCGACUUUUGGGCCUUCCCAUAGUAGAAAGGCGUUAGGUCGCAAGAUCGCGAGUGGAACUUGUGUCCAUGUCUUGGCUGGACAAUACUGGUCUCAAACCUGAUCAACGUCAAAUGGAAAUGGCCACUCACUACUUUAGGCUUUUGAAGGGCUCCGUCACGUCAUGGCAAGACAGGGGAUGAGUUCUGGAGGGAAACACUUACGUGCUCCUAGCAACCUGGAUACAUAUUGUAUGAUCCCCUUGCCAAUCGUGUGUGCGUUGCGCCAAACGUCCAUGAAGCUG